UUUGGUCCGCGAUUGCGGUGCUAGCUUUCCUCUUCGGAAGAACAGAGUCCUCGAUACGCAUCGACCUACUGUUACGGAGCAAGCUUUUAUUUUUUUCCUGUCCGCAAAGACGACUAAAAAUAUCAAGGCGAAGCAGACACGGCAAUGGGUGUGUGCACCGUCUACGGGAUCGUCCUCCUCACUCUGGCGGGGACAUGUGCAUUGGUCUCCGCCGACCCAGAGACCGCUUCCGAUCAGACGACCAACGUCCAGAAACGCUGGGGGGUCAACAGCUACCCUUCGGAAAGUCACAACAGUAAUUACCACUGGGCUCCUUUUUAUCCUUACUGGUGGGGUGGUGGUUUGAGAAAGCGUCAGGAGCCUGAAAAACGAUGGGGAGGUAGCAGUUGGGGUGGGGAUAGUUUCGUGUGGGGUAGUUCGAGCUCGUCUGGUUCCGACGUCGCGGCGCAAGGAGGCUUCUACGGUAGAGACGCCGACACAAAGAACGCGAAGGAGAAUAAGGUGACGGCAAAAAGAAGCUUGAGGAAAAGAUGGGGGCUAAGGGAAGACGGUAGAAAUGGUGGAGGCGGCGGUUGGGGAGGGUGGAAUAUCGCGAUGUACGGUGGAGCGUUCGGACGUGAUUUGGAAGAGAAGAACAUUCAGAAGAGGUGGGGUUUAAGGGGUGACAGUGGCUAUGGUGGAUGGGACAGCGGUUCACAGAUAGCUACGUACGGAGGAGCUUUCGGACGUGAUCUGGAAAAGAAGAACAUUGAGAAGAGGUGGGGUUUGGGUGGUGGUGGAUCGGACAGUGGUUAUCAGACGGCCAUGUACGGAGGAGCGUUCGGACGAGCGCCGGAGAAACGUUAUGGCGGCGGUGGCUAUACUCCAGGCAAAAAGAACAUGGAGAAAAAGUGGGGUCUAGGCGAUGACGGCACAGGUUCUUCUAGUUCUGGGUACAAUUCUGCUGCGUACGGCGGGGUAUUUGGAAGGGACACCGACAAAAAGACCGUCCAGAAAAAGUGGGGUCUUGAAGACGACGGCACGGGUUCUUCUGGGUACGACAGUUCUGCAGCGUACGGCGGAAUCUUCGGACGGGACGCCGACAAAAAGACCGUCCAGAAAAAAUGGGGUCUAGGAGACGACGGCACGGGUUCUUCUGGGUACGACAGUUCUGCAGCGUACGGCGGAAUCUUUGGUCGGGACGCCGAUAAAAAUAAGGUCCAGAAAAAGUGGGGAUUAGGAGGGCCACGAUGUGGUUAUCGAUUUAGUUCUGAGUACAAUUCUGCUGCGUACGGCGGGAUCUUUGGACGGGACACCGUCAAAAAGACCGUCCAGAAAAAGUGGGUUCUUGAAGACGACGGCACGGGUUCUUCUGGGUACGACAGUUCUGCAGCGUACGGCGGAAUCUUCGGACGGGACGCCGACAAAAAGAUCGUCCAGAAAAAGUGGGGUCUUGGAGACGACGGCACGGGUUCUUCUGGGUACGAUAGUUCUGCAGCGUACGGCGGAAUCUUCGGACGGGACGCCGACAAAAAGACCGUCCAGAAAAAGUGGGGUCUAGGGGACGACGGCACGGGUUCUUCUGGGUACGACAAUACCGCCGCGUACGGCGGAAUCUUCGGUCGGGACUCCGAUAAAAAGACCGUCCAGAAAAAGUGGGGUCUAGGAAACGACGGCACGGGUUCUUCGGGGUACGACAAUUCUGCUGCGUACGGCGGAAUCUUCGGACGGGACGCCGACAAAAAGACCGUCCAGAAAAAGUGGGGUCUAGGAAACGACGGCACGGGUUCUUCGGGGUACGACAAUUCUGCUGCGUACGGCGGAAUCUUCGGUCGGGACUCCGAUAAAAAGACCGUCCAGAAAAAGUGGGGUCUAGGAGACGACGGCACGGGUUCUUCGGGGUACGACAAUUCUGCUGCGUACGGAGGAAUCUUUGGACGGGACGCCGAUAAAAAGACCGUCCAGAAAAAGUGGGGUCUAGGAGACGACGGCACGGGUUCUUCUGGGGGCUACAAUUCUGCUGCGUACGGCGGAAUCUUCGGACGGGACGCCGAUAAAAAGACCGUCCAAAAAAAGUGGGGCCUAGGAGACGACGGCACGGGUUCUUCUGGGUACGACAGUUCUGCAACGUACGGCGGAAUCUUCGGACGGGACGCCGACAAGAAGACCGUCCAGAAAAAGUGGGUACUAGGAGACGACGGCACGGGUUCUUCUGGGUACGACAACUCUGCUGCGUACGGUGGAAUAUUUGGUCGGGACGCCGACAAAAAGACCGUCCAGAAAAAGUGGGGCCUAGGAGACGACGGCACGGGUUCUUCUGGGUACGACAGUUCUGCAGCGUACGGCGGAAUCUUCGGACGGGACACCGAUACAAAGAAGGUCCAGAAAAAGUGGGGUCUAGGAGACGACGGCACGGGUUCUUCUGGGUACGACAACUCUGCUGCGUACGGCGGAAUCUUUGGACGGGACGCCGACAAAAAGACCGUCCAGAAAAAGUGGGGCCUAGGAGAUGACGGCACGGGUUCUUCUGGGUACGAUAGCUCUGCAGCGUACGGCGGAAUCUUCGGACGGGACGCCGACAAAAAGACCGUCCAGAAAAAGUGGGGACUAGGAGACGACGGCACGGGUUCUUCUGGGUAUGACAGUUCUGCAGCGUACGGCGGAAUCUUCGGACGGGACGCCGACAAAAAGACCGUCCAGAAAAAGUGGGGACUAGGAGACGACGGCACGGGUUCUUCUGGGUACGACAGUUCUGCAGCAUACGGUGGAAUCUUCGGACGGGACGCCGACAAAAAGACCGUCCAGAAAAAGUGGGGUCUAGGAAACGACGGCACGGGUUCUUCGGGGGGCUACAAUUCUGCAGCGUACGGUGGAAUCUUUGGACGGGACGCCGAUACAAAGAAGGUCCAGAAAAAGUGGGGUCUAGGAAACGACGGCACGGGUUCUUCUAGUUCUGGGUACAAUUCUGCUGCGUACGGCGGGGUAUUUGGAAGGGACGCCGACAAAAAGACCGUCCAGAAAAAGUGGGGUCUAGGUGACGACGGCACGGGUUCUUCUGGGGGCUACAAUUCUGAUGCGUACGGCGGAAUCUUCGGACGGGACACCGACAAAAAGAACAUUCAAAAGAAGUGGGGUUUGGGUGGUGGUGGAUCGGACAGUGGUUAUCAGACGGCCGUGUACGGAGGGGCGUUUGGACGGGCGCUGGAGAAACGUUACGGUGGCGGUGGCUAUACUCCAGGCAAAAAGAACAUGGAGAAAAAAUGGGGUCUAGGCGACGACGGCACAGGUUCUUCAAGUUCUGGGUACAAUUCUGCUGCGUACGGCGGGGUGUUUGGAAGGUACGCCGACAAAAAGACCGUCCAGAAAAAGUGGGGUUUAGGAAACGACGGCACGGGUUCUUCUAGUUCUGGGUACAAUUCUGCUGUGUACGGUGGAAUCUUCGGACGGGACGCCGAUAAAAAGACCGUCCAGAAAAAGUGGGGUCUAGGAGACGACGGCACGGGUUCUUCUGGGUACGACAGUUCUGCAGCGUACGGUGGAAUCUUCGGACGGGACGCCGACAAAAAGACCGUCCAGAAAAAGUGGGGUCUAGGAGACGACGGCACGGGUUCUUCUGGGUACGACAGUUCUGCAGCGUACGGUGGAAUCUUCGGACGGGACGCCGACAAAAAGACCGUCCAGAAAAAGUGGGGUCUAGGAGACGACGGCACGGGUUCUUCUGGUUACGACAAUUCUGUAUUUCACGCGGGAAUCUUCGGAAGGGCGUUGAAGAAGCGUCUAGGGGGAGGUUCCGGCUCUAAACUCGGAAGACUGAAUGCAGGGUACGGCAGACACUUCGGCAAACGGAUAAGCAUCGGCUACAGCAUGGGUAAAAGAUCGUAA
Messenger RNA from Branchiostoma floridae (Florida lancelet), 3861 nucleotides. RefSeq lists its product as uncharacterized. NCBI's taxonomy places the organism in Eukaryota, Metazoa, Chordata, Leptocardii, Amphioxiformes, Branchiostomatidae. The coding region runs from base 145 to 3861 and encodes 1238 amino acids. The transcript is spliced from 3 exons. The record is from RefSeq and is a predicted model, not a curated record.